Molecule: messenger RNA, 1374 nt
Organism: Penicillium argentinense
Lineage: Eukaryota; Fungi; Ascomycota; Eurotiomycetes; Eurotiales; Aspergillaceae
Product: IQ calmodulin-binding motif protein
Exons: 5
Coding region: 1-1374 (457 amino acids)
Molecular function (GO): protein binding
Source: RefSeq, a predicted model, not a curated record
AUGACCCGGCCAGACCCCGCCUACGAACCGCCUCCGAUCGCGUCGUCCCCUCGCCGGCCACUCAACCCAAGUGACGUCAGUGAUUCGGAUAAAGCCAACUUUGCCGCGGGCACCAUCCAGAGGGUAUACCGUGGCUAUCGUGCUCGCCGAGAACUGCAAGGCAUCGGCGUCGCAGCGUCAAGUCGGUGGAUGGAUAUCACGAGUCAGAAACGAUGCGAAGAGUCACAGGCCCCGAACGAACCUGCAUGGGAGACAGAAAGCGAGAACCCGAGUCCUGCCCGCAAGAACUGGCAACGAGUCGUGAGCAUCGCGAUACAAGCUGGAGCCUAUGACCGGUCCGUCGAAUCAGCCGCUCCAAAUAUCCAUGAGAAGGCAAACGAGCCUGAGCGAUUGCAUGGGACGACAUCGAAGAUGAUGGAUCUCCCCUACUUUCUCGAGAUGGUCGAUGAGAAACACCGUCAUGGUAGUAACCUUCGCGCCUAUCAUUCGGUCUGGAAAAACUCACCUUCGGGCGAGAACUUCUUCUAUUGGCUGGAUCAUGGAGAAGGAAAAAAUGUGGAAAUCGCACAGUGCCCUCGGGAACGGUUGGAACGAGAUCAAGUGCGGUACCUGUCGCCCCAGGAGAGAGCCAAGUAUCUGGUUGUGGUGGACGAUACGGGCCGAUUUCGCUGGGCCAAGAACAAUGACCUGGUCGAAACUGAUACCAAUCAAUACAAAGACAGCAUGCAAGGGGUCGUGCGCAUUCAAGAGGGAGCUCGGCAAUUCCGAGGGAAUACGGAGGCCGCGUUGUCAGAACCAGGAUCACCUAACCCCCGGUCGGCUUCGCCAACAAUCGUUGAUGACGAGGAAGACGGCGACCCAAAGCUAUCGACCCGCGAAGACUACGAAUUGGGAAAGGCUGUUAGCAAGUUUUCUCGCAUCAAACCGACUGCCAUCUAUGAUCAUUUUGCCGCAAGCCUCCCGAAAAAGGAUGAGAUGUGGAUAUUUGUCGCUGAUACAUCCUUCCGAAUUUAUAUUGGCAUCAAGGAGCCAGGUGCAUUUCAGCAUUCCUCCUUUCUCCGGGGUGGCCGGAUUUCCGCUGCGGGAAUGCUCAAAAUCAAGCACGGACAGCUGCGCAGCCUGGCACCGUUGAGUGGACACUAUCGGCCUCAUGUAGCCAACUUCCGAGCUUUUCACCAUUCCCUUCAGGAACGAGGUGUUGACCUAUCUCGUGUCCUGAUUAGCAAGUCAUAUGCGAUCUUGGCUGGCAUUGAAGGAUACACCUUGACAAAGAAGAAGGUUCAUAAUGUGCACGAAAAGCUGGAUACGGCGAAGGAAAAGCUUCGUCGAUCGAGUCAUGGGAAUUCCAAAGAUGAAAGUGCGGAAACCGGAUGA